Molecule: messenger RNA, 1104 nt
Organism: Striga asiatica
Lineage: Eukaryota; Viridiplantae; Streptophyta; Magnoliopsida; Lamiales; Orobanchaceae
Source: the annotation of a GenBank genome assembly
AUGUCAGAAGCUGAAAGGGUCUCAAAAUCGUCUUGUUCCGAAAUUUCCCCUCGCGGCAUACCCGAACUGUACGAGGAAAAAGCUCGGAAGUUGAGAGUGUUCACAUUUUCCGAGCUAAAACGGGCGACUAAUAAUUUUAGCAGGUUGCUUAAGAUUGGUGAGGGUGGUUUUGGGUGUGUUUACAAGGGGAUUGUUAAGCCUGUUGAUGAUGAAAAAGGCAUAGUCGAGCACCCAAAUCUCGUCAAGCUAAUCGGGUAUUGUGCCGUGGAUGCAGAAAGGGGUAUACAGAGGCUGCUUGUAUACGAGUAUAUGCCAAACAAAAGCUUGGAGGAUCAUCUUUUUAACAAGGAAUACCCAGUUUUAUCGUGGGAUUGUCGAUUGCAGAUAGCGUUCGGGGCAGCUCGGGGCCUAGCUUAUCUCCAUGAAGAAUUACCAGUCCAGGUCAUAUACCGAGAUUUCAAGUCGUCCAAUGUGCUUUUGGACGACGACUUCAAGCCGAAGCUCUCGGACUUUGGACUCGCUCGUGAGGGCCCCACGGCCGGCCACACCCACGUCUCGACCGCGGUGGUCGGGACUUACGGCUACGCGGCCCCCGACUACAUAGAAACGGGACACCUCACCUCCAAGAGCGACGUGUGGAGCUUCGGUGUGUUCCUUUACGAGAUCCUAACCGGGAGGCGCUCGCUCGAGCGGGCCCGACCGAGGCCCGAGCAAAAGCUACUCGAUUGGGUGAGGAACUACCCAACCAAUAGCCGGAGGUUCAGUUCUAUCAUGGACCCGCGGCUCGAGGGCCGGUACUCGUUUAGCGGGGCCCGCGCAAUCGCCAGGUUGGCGGACAACUGUCUGGCGAGGAGAGCCCGAGACCGGCCCAAGAUGAGCCAAGUGGUCGAGACACUCAAGGACAUAAUGGUCCUCUCGUCGGGGGUCGAGAGCCAGACGAGUGAGUACACGGACAACGAACGUGAAAAGACGGAUAUGCCCUCAGAGCACGUGGGGCCCACCGAGUCGGCCAGGAGGCGGAUGGCCCACCUGGCUGAGAUAACCGAGCGCGCGGGCCAGGUCGGGCGGAAGAGGUUUGUUGUGAUGCAAAAUGGCCAAAGGUGA